Nothobranchius furzeri (turquoise killifish) is the source of this 13965-nucleotide messenger RNA. RefSeq names its product Kruppel like factor 12b (gene klf12b). Lineage: Eukaryota; Metazoa; Chordata; Actinopteri; Cyprinodontiformes; Nothobranchiidae. The record is from RefSeq and is a predicted model, not a curated record. Gene Ontology annotation, biological process: regulation of transcription by RNA polymerase II. Gene Ontology annotation, molecular function: RNA polymerase II cis-regulatory region sequence-specific DNA binding; DNA-binding transcription factor activity, RNA polymerase II-specific.
AGGGUCAGCGAGAGGAAAGUGGGAGGUAGAGGGGGUGAGACUGGCCUCUGCUCCUGGGUUUGAUGUGGAAACUAAGCUGCGACCUCUGUGACUUGACUCUUAUGACUUCUCUUUAUCUGCGUGUCAGCUGUGGGGUGUUUGUGUUUAACUGUGGUUGCACCCACGGUAAGUCAAUUAAUCAAUACACUGUGUACUUCUAUGUAUACUUUUAGUUGGGCUACGUGUACUCAGUAGUACCUUUUGUCUGCUUCCAUCGAGUGCCCUAAAACAUUCCCAAUCUGUUCUCAAGCCCAAAGAAAACAACCUGAUGAAAACAGAAAACAAUACUUCUACAUGUCCUUAAAGGGUGGGCUAUGUGUGUGUAUGUGUGAAUAGAAGGGACCCCCUGCUGUGUUUGGGUGUUCACUGAGGUAGAUUAGUGCCUGUCUAAAGUCUUGCUUAAAUUCAUUCACAAAGAGGACUUUAACUAGCGCAGGAAUUAGUAUUAUGAGAUGUGUAACUUCAUACUCCGCAUGAGCACAGAGGAGAGUGUUUUGGUAGGCCACUCAAAUAUUUGAAGGAGGCUUGAAUUAGUCAAAGUUUUCUGUUAGUAUUUUUAUGACUUGAUGUCUAUCACUUUUGUGGUGAAAACAAAAAAAUUACAGGGACAAAAUAUAGGGAAAAAAACCCUAUAUAUAUAUAUAUUCACAAUAUUUUUAAUUUUGAACUAUAUCGAUAAUUAUUGAAGAAUGCUUAAAACAUUGUAAAAAAUAUAUUUUACGUGUAGGUCUGGCCAUUUUAUUUUUGGUAUUUUUAUUUUUCCCCGCCUCUUCUCGCUGCGACAUCUUGCUGCCUCAUGCUCUGUUUUUGCUUGAGAGGGUUGGGCCUUGUGACAUAGCAUGCCAGAGUCUGGUUUUGAUUGGUUAGGAAUAAGUAGUGAGUCUAGUAUGCUGCUACCUAAUAGGUUAUAAUGAAAAAAGAUUACAAUGAACAAAGAAACUUUUUAAUAAAAGUUUUAUCGACUCAUUUUUUUUCUAUCGCACCACAUGUCUAUCGAUAGAUAUAUUGAUAUAUUGAAGUAUUGAUGAAGUAUUGAAUUAUUGUCCAUAUAUACUGCACUUCUAUAUUUUCUAUAUUUUCUUAUAAGACAUUUCAUUUCAAACAGAAAAAGGCAGCUUAUGAAGCGUUAAAACUGUAGACACUGCUUGGUACUUCACACUUUUAUGCUUGAAUAAUGAGCUUCUUGAUGAGAAGUAAACCAUUUUCAUGAAAAUUUAAAGACUCAAGUAGCUACUAGGGCCAACAGUAAAACUGAAGGAUCUAUUAACAAUGUAAACUUUAUUAGAUUUUUAUUUGCUUGCCAAGGAGUAAGGUCAGUGCAACCUAAAGGAUUUGGGCUCUAGUUAUCCUCGAUUUUGUUCUCGUUUAAUUUAGCUCUUAAUCUUUGAACCCACAGCAGUGGUAGUCACAGAACUGAAUGGUGUACAGUGUAAAUUUGAGGUUAGGUGAUGUGAUGGUUUGACCAUCCACAUCUCAGAUACUGUUGGUGUGAAGUCAGUAUUAUCUUGUUCAUAGUGAAUAAACUUGUGAGAACACAGUUUCCUAUGAGUCAGUAACAAAUAUUAGUAAACCAGUUGUGUAAAUCCUUACAUGAUUGCUAUACUUUGUGUAUUAUGUAAUCAGUGUUGAGGAGUAAUCGUAUAGAUGUACUGCUGAAUUUAGAAUACUAAUUAUGAGUAACUGUAUUCUGGUGUACAGUUACUAUUUUUAAAUAUGGAAUUUACAAUAGUUACUUUUGUAAUACCAUUGUGUUUUCCUUUCCUGGCAAGCGAUCCAAUAGAUGUAAAUAUAUAGUUUGACCACGAUUCAUUGACGGCUCUCAGUUGUGGGUUGGGAUCCAUGUUGUCUUAUAAACUGUCUCCACUUGCUAUUGGAUAACAAACGUGGCAUACUCACCACUAUGGAUGUCAGUCAAUGAGGCAGUCCACCAUACGCUGUUGAAGAAGAUCAAAUACAUCUUUUUUCGAAAUAAAGAACUUAAGUACCUCUAUCUGCUCUUGUCUCAAAGCAAAACCCAAGUCAAAAUUGUCCAAAGUUGAUACCAAAGCCGUUUCUAGCCACCACCAUAUUUGUUUUUUCAGUAACAUUCCGUCCACCAAACAGAGCGCUGUGAUUGGGCCGCUACAGAUGUCAGUCACAGCCCACAGGGCAGUCCGCCAUAGGCUGUUGAAGAAGAUGCAAACAUCCUGCCCACCAAACAGAUAGAGAGCUGUGAUUGGCCUGACAUCAGUCCUUCAGGCUGCUUUGGUUCCAGUAUUACAAACAGUAAUGCUGUGCUAGUUCAAGCUCUUUUUCACUUUAUUACAGAGACAGAAAUAUGCCCUCUUUCUGCAGGAGAAGCUACCAGUGCAUUUAAUAGACUUAAAUACUGUUUUUAAGGGAGAGUAUUUAUUUAGUAUUAGUAUUUACUUAGUACUUAGUAUUUAGCAUGCAGUACUAGAAUUAAGCAAACACAUUUUAAAGCAGGUAUUCAGAAUCAUGUAACUAAAUACAUUUACUAAGUAUUCUCCCCAAAACUGUAUGCAUUUAUUGAUGUAAUUAUGUUUGGAAUAGUACCAUAAACCCAAAACAUGUCCACUAAUUCCUUAUAGGAACCCUGUUUAUAGACUGCUUACAAGAGAAUCAGGUGUUACAACAUACCAAUAACAGUUUCAAUCAUAAGCAUUAAAAACAUGCAGAUUCCUGCAUUUUUAAAGAGAUAAACACUAUUACUUUAUUUAUAGAGUAUGCUUUAUUUUUGUUAACAACAGGAUGCCUCACAUAUCUUGUUGUUUUCGCCACAGCUGCUUCUAGCCGCUGGUAGCUCAUCCCCCAUCCUUAGACAGGGUCCAAGAGCUUAUCGUUGUGAUCCAUACAGGUGUGUGUUUCUGAGUGUGUGUUAGUGUGGGGGUGGUGGGAGGGAGGGACUCAAUUAAAAAGUCAGUCACUAACAUAUGGAGUCUAUCUGUCAAUCACCGGCGCUCUGCCUUGGACAUUUAAUUGCUCGGAGAGAUCCCUCCGGUGAAGACCUCCUCUGUUGGCCGUGAGUCACGACACACAAGUUAAGCUCUUGUUGACAGAUUGAAUCUUUCAAGGAAGAAAAGCUCGUGCUUUGGUUUGUUCGUUCCCGGUUCCUAUUCGUGGAGAUGAAAUUCCCUGCAUUAGCCCUAAUCAGCUGGGUUAACUGCUGGCAUAUUGAGUGACUGCUCAUUGAUCCAAGUGGGUGUUAUGGAGUGUAUCAGCAUUGAUUGCAGAUAAACUGCAGUGUACUACAAUAUCUGGCUGAAUCCAUAUGGGUGCCUAUCUAUAAGCCAAGGCCAAAGAAGACAGGGGGAUUUAAAUCUGAUGGGUACCCUCAGCACAUAAAUGCACAGUGAGUGUAUUCUUAAUUUAGUUUAAAAGAUGACAUCAUAUGAUGGAAGAUGUUCUUUGGUUUUGAGAUAUAACCCAUUAAAUGCUCAUUGUUUAAGUUUUCUGCGAGUGAUGUAAGACUAACGAUAUCUAAAGGUGACGCCUGUAAGCCGAGGUCUCUGGACAUUUAUUUCAUCAUGUCAAAAGAUGACAAAGUGCUCCCUGGCUUUGCGUUUUCUCUUGUGGAUUCAACCUUUGACCCGUGCCCCAGCCCGCGUUUGUUUACCAAAUUGAGUUAAGGCUGUACACAGAGCUCUGGAGCAUGUGUGUUUAAUGACUGGGAGGAAGAGACACAGAGCACAGAGAGUGUUGUGCAACAGAUUCCACAACUGAUGGAAAAAAUAGUGGAAUAAAACAAAAAAAGACUGACGAUCUGACAAGAGGAUCACAGACAGCCUAUUUUUAGAUUUUUCUACUGGAUGGUUCUAAUUAAAACUCACAUAAAUCUAUCUAUCAAACUAUCGAUCUAUCUAUCGAUCAUUCUAUGACUUCCUAGCAGCACCUUGAUUCUUUUCUUCUUGCUGUUUCAAAGAACCACGCCGUCCCCAGAGUUGAACACUCAGUUCUAACAGGAAGUGACUCACUUUGCAGAGAGCUUGCCCCCAGACUCUGAUUUAAAGUUUCUUGACAUGUUUCCAUGGCUAGGAUGGAAAGGUAUGCCAACGGAAGGGCUUUCUAUCUCUGAUGACGUUUCCUCUCUCUACUGAGCGCGCAGUUUACUUUAGCCAAAUAUGGUUGGCUGACAGACGGAAGGAGAAAAGAAGCCAAGGAGAAGGGAUGGAGGAGCAUCUGAAGUCAGCAUUUCCAGAGUGUUUUGGAUCAUCCCUGUGCUGUUCUUUUUUGAGAAGCAGUCGCUCUUUGCAGAAUGUUCUGGGAGCCUCUCUUCUUAAAGCUCAGCGCAGAUGGCUUUUGCAGACCUGCGAAACGAUGAAGCACGGAUAUAAACUUUGUUUCAAGUUGUAGGCUACUGUAGGUCAGCUGUUUGGAGAAUUCGGGAGGCUGUGGCACUCUUUGACUCCAGAACAGUCAAAUGCAGCCUAAGAAACAGGAUGUUAAUGCUUGACGGAAUGCCUGCAGUCCGAGUCAAAGCUGAGCCCCUGGAAUCGGAACAAGGGUCACCCAAAGUUCGGCCUUUUUCUGCAAUGGAUGGCCUCCCCUUCUUCCUCAGCAGAGUUAAACCUGAACCCCCAGAAGACCUUCUCGCUCACGACCUCCACUUCCACACGCAAACCGAGCCUGUGGACCUGUCCAUCAACAAACCCCGCCCCCUAUCUUCAUCUGCAGCCACCACCAAAACAUUAUUAUCAUCCUCAUCAUCAUCAUCCCCACAUAGAUCCGCAUUCUCUCCAUCUUCUUUAUCGUCAUCAUCCUCCUCCUCCUCCCCAUCGGUAAUCACCUCAGCCUCAUCGGUUCUAACGCCAGGCCCCCUGGUUGCCCCUGGAAGCGGGGUGAGAGGUCAGCCGUAUUUGCACAUCCUGCAGUCUGUGCCGCCGCCUCCGUCCAGUCCUCUAAGCCUGCAGGGAGCAGGGAAGCUGGCCAGCCAUGUUCACCGCAUCCCAGUUGUGGUGCAGUCACUGCCGCUCAUGUACACCGCCGCGGUGCGAUCGCCCUCCAGCCUCAACAACGCUAUCAUGCUACCUCUGCUGGAAGACGCCAAAAGCCAGGGCAAAGCACACACGGAACCCAACGGCCUGUCGCCGAGGCAGAUCAAAAGCGAUAGCGAUGACGACGACCUGCCAAACGUGACCCUGGACAGUGUUAAUGAGACCGGCUCCACGGCGCUCUCUAUAGCCCGUGCCGUACAAGAUUCUGUGUUCCGUUCUUCCUACAGCUCCAUGUCCCCGUUCAGUAUUGACAGCAUACGUCGCCCCCGGAGGUCAGAGUCACCGGAUUCAAAAAAGAGGAGAAUCCACAGAUGUGACUUCGAGGGCUGCAAUAAAGUGUACACCAAAAGCUCCCAUUUAAAAGCACACCGGAGGACGCACACAGGGGAAAAGCCAUACAAAUGCACCUGGGACGGUUGCACCUGGAAGUUCGCCCGCUCCGACGAGCUGACGAGGCAUUACAGGAAACACACGGGGGUGAAGCCCUUCAAAUGUGCAGACUGUGACCGCAGCUUCUCCAGAUCUGACCACUUGGCCCUACACCGACGGAGACACAUGCUGGUGUGAAUCAGAACUACGGAUAUCAGUGGAGAGAGGCCACCAACUCGCGCAUACACACACACACACACAUGCACGCACACACACAUGCAUGCACGCACAGGCAGCCAAGGGAGCGGGAUCUCCCUUUGAAUGUUCUUCAGCUGGCCUAGAAGCCUCACACACACACACACACACACACACACACACACACACACACACACACACACACACACACACACACACACACACACACACACACACACACACACACACACACACACACACACACACACACACACACACCGAACCUGGGUCAUGAGGAUGAUGGAGAGCCAGAUUGGACAAUGGUGCACAAAACAGGGUGAUUUCUGGAUCUUCUUUGGGUCAGAAGAAAGCAAUGACGGGAUGUUGGAAUGCCAUUGAAGUAAAAUAGGGAACUGUCUUUAAGCAGCACUGUUUAUUAAUGUUUCACUUUGAUUUUUAAGAUGAAGUCACACUCUUUAUUUGAACAAUCUAUACACACAUAUAUAUAGAAACGUAUAUAUGUUUGCAUCUUUCUUUUCAGUCCCAUUUAAACAGCUGGUGUUACAGCAUUCAUAAUGUGAACGAUCCCCGUGAAAAGAAGAGAGAGCAGGAAGCAGUUCCAGGUGGACGGAUUUACAGACAGUAUUGUUUUUGCUUUGCCUCCCUGUUACUUUGAAGUAUGACCAGAAGAGGGCGCCGCUUCACUACAAAUGGUUUUUAGUCUGACGUCAGACCAUGAGGAGCCAGCAAAGUGUAAAAUACAUCCGCUCAAACAGCUACAGCCCGAAAGGAUCAACCUUGUCGCCACAUCCAAAACCUCAUCUAUCGUUUGUGUCCCAACAGGAACUCGACUCGCAUGUCGUCACACCAGCAGACACCACACACGCACACUGGACAAGCCCAUAACCCAUCAGUGCUAUUCUUCAUGUUGAGCCUCUUGGAAAAGUUCUUUUGUAACAAAGAAAAACAACAAAAAAAUACAUUAUUUUGUGGAUUUUGAGCUGUGAUUAGCAAUCAGUAAAGUGCAAUCUUAAAUGAUAUAUAAAUAUAUAUAUAUAUAUAUAUAUAUAUAUAUAUAUAUAUAUACUUUCAGUAUGAAAAUGUUUUGUUUAUGACAUCUUGCUUUUUCUUUUCCCCUUUUUUAACUGCCUGCUCACUGCUUAUGUUUAAAAAAUACAACCCCUCAUGUACGGCAAACUUUGAAACAAUUGGAGAUUUCCAUUAGGUGAAAAUGAUAAGUUACAAAAACAACAGAGGCACCUUAGAAACAUUCAUUAUGUCCUUUAAUUACUCUUGAUUGGUUAAUUCAAGAUGUUCUGUGUUUCACUUUUUUCAUUUUCAUUUUAUUGCUUUUUUGAGCAAGGCACAGCGCCACCUGCCAGACACCAGCUGGAAGUGCUACAAAGACGAUUUUUGUGUGCAAAAGAGCAAGGGGCCUCCUCCUUGUUCUGAUUUGUUGAUGUCAAAACCGGAGAAGCUUGUCCUCACUUGGCCUCCUGACUCCCUCUGUUCUUUCUGUCUGGUCGAAAAUGAAAGCUGGUGUCUCAAAUGGUCAUUUAACUCCCAUUUAAUAUGAUUAGGGCUAAUUUUCUAACACACUUGAAACAUCUAAAUUUAGGAUAAAAAUUGGAGAUUUGGGUGAUGCUGAAAGACUCAGGACACAACAACUAAAUGUAUGUUUUCCCUUCCGGAUUUCUUCUGUUUCGCUUGUUUUUGAGUCAUGCUCUUCAUGUAAAUGUGUCCACAAGACUUUAAAAUGAUUCUCUGUGGACUGAUUAAGAAGGUGUGUGUCUAAAUAUAUCUGGUGUGAAGCUAACACUCAAGCAUGGUGGGGGCAGGUUGAUGGUCUGCUCCUGAAGAACUCUCAACCUUUACCCUAAAAACCGGUUAUAACCUAGUAUAUGUUUCGCUUAAAAAUGUGGUUUGAUAAAUUUUUCUGAUAAUAACAGUCACUUUUUAUGCACGCUAAACAUGAAAAAAGUCUUCUACGCCUGUCUCCUGCAUUAGCUUCUCAUUGAAAAUAGAUGGUGAAACUCUAAGAUGGAAAAGUCUGACAGAUUUACGUCAACAGUCUCUUGGACUCACCCAUUCUGACUCACGAUAGGGAAGGCUGUUGUUAGAUUAGCAUCCAGGAUCGGCAGAGAACAUCUCGGCUAACAGAAGCUACCCAUUAGCAUUAGCAACUCAACCACAUGGCAGAAGCUCCUCCAGGCUUGUGUUAUCCAUGGAGAUAAAACAUCAGUGUUGCAGAGCAAACAGAAUCAGUGGUAGAGUCACAUUGCUGUUAUCGAAUCCAUGGCAAGAUGUCCAAAUAUCAGGAAAUGAGACAAAAUCCUGCCGAGUUAAGCUCUCCUCUGAUGUGGCAGACUUGUCCGUGCUGAUGCAGGCGUUUCUAGGCUUUUAUUUAACCCUGAGUACGGCUUACAAGGCAUUCAUUUCUACCAGAAACCACUGCAAAUGUAUUGAAUACAUGAGUUCCCCCCACCUUUAAUAGAUCCUUUUGAAAACGAAAUGUUGCAUUUGUCCAAUAUUGAAAUUUGCGGAUUAAAGUGACUUAAUCAAUCAAUCAAUCAAUCAAUCAAUCAAUCAAUCAAUCAACAUUGUUUAUUUGGGUAAUUUAAAGAUAAGAUAAGAAAAAUAACACAAUAAUACAAGGAUUACAAGUAGAAUAACCAAAAGGUAUAGGCUGAAGUCUAGCUUUUUAUGCCUAACCUAUUUACUAAAUCAAUUUUAUACUCAGAAUGAUAGAAAAAAAUGAAACAAAAACAUUUGUAAAUUGUUAUAAUAAUAAUAAUAAUAAUAAUAAUAAUAAUAAUAAUAAUAAUGAAUGACAUCUAAAAUAAGCAAAUUAAAAGCAAAAACAGAAGAAAUCUGUAAGAUGGGGAAGACUUAUUUUUUUUACAGAAGUAAAACGGGUUUCAAACCACCUCCACCGUCUAUAUUAUAUAUCCACAGGAAGGUUUUAUUUAGACUUUUUGGCACAGACAACACACGGAAAGCAUCACUUAACCUCAAUCAGGGAAUUCAAUUAAAAGAAGUAUAUCUUUAUAGUCCUAAUAACUGACUUUUUUGCAAGUGUUUCCAGUGCUCUUAAUGCCGCGUAAAAGCUCCGAAGUCUAAACAUCAAACCAGACGAUGUUAUUUGAUAAGUGCUGCCAAAUGCAGUUAUUGGAUGGAAGCCAGUAAAAAGAAAACCUUUUCAAUGAAGGUACCUUGAAAUCCGUAUGCUCAUAAACUAUUACACACACUCACCUGCACGCUUCAACACUUUCCAGUAAGGUAGCCAAAUCCAGGAAGCAGUUUCCACACAUACACACAGUGUGUGUUUGUGUGUGUGUAGGAGGCACCCCCACCUUUGUUUUCAUAAAUUGGACAAGAUGAUAUUUAUGUUUAUCCUUCAUGCACAUGUCAUAUUGCCCAGUUGUAUUAUCCUUUUGGCAAAAGCAAUCAGCACCUUGAUUAUUAUUAUUAUUAUGAUUAUGAUUAUUAUUAUUGGUCUGAUCUUCAAAAGAUUUAUUUGUCAAAGUUUAUAACAAAUAUUCAUCAUAUUUUAUUAUCCUUAUUUAGGACGUUUUAUGAUUGCGGGGCGCUCAUGUACAACUUUCUUUAUCUUCUGUAAAAAAUGUUCUUAAAUGUUGUAAUAUAUGUGACAGUGAAGGUAAAACGCUAUUUCAAAUUUCUACAGUCUGUAAAUAUGAAAAUACAUCGGAUAAAUAGGGCUUUUGAUCUGUAGAUGCAGGAAAUACGUUUAUAAAGUCUUUUCAGAGACUGUAAUUUAUCUAAUUUGAUAUACCAGUGAAAAGGGGCUACAGGUGUGUAAAUGAUCAUGGUGUUCUUUCAUGUUUUCGGUUCAUGAUCGAGUCAUUUUAUUAUUUUAUAAGGCUGAACCAGUGUUUGCUAUAAUCAACAAAUGAAUUGUGUACAUUGAUAAGGUACUCGAUUCCCUUUUGCUAUUUUAUACACCUAAAAAUGACAAAGGAAGCACAUAUCAGCAGCUCGUGUACUCCUGUUCUCAGAGAGGUUGCCUGCCUUAACACACCAGUGUUUAACUAAAACUAAUCAAUCAGACUUGAAGAUGGUGUCUCUACCAGACAGGGUGUAUUGUAUUUCCCUCCCGCCGCAUCCCUCUUCUCAUUUUUAGAGCAUAAUUUUGUUAUGGUAACCAGGGUCAAAGUUAUGCAAUAAUAAUGAAUAGUGCCUCAUAUCACUCACUUGUAAUUUCACCUGCUCUGUGCAGAGUUUCGAUUCCAAUGUGUGUUGUUCGAUUUCAAAUAAGAAGCCGGUCAUUUUGGAGAAAUUUAAAACACAGAAAAAGAAAAAGCACAGAAAACGAUAUGCAAGUCGGACCUCUUUACGUUUCUCUUCGCACUGAGCCUUAUAUCAUUGUGUCAAAUAAUGCAGCAUCCUCCCAUAACUCUUUAAAAUGUUUAUAGCUCACGCCGUUACUUUGCUUGCAAUAAGACACCUCCUCCUGGUCUGAGGGGAACCAGAUGGAGUUACAAAAAGCCUCUGGACGUUUCAGAUCCAGCACAUUGGCUAAACGCAGUGUUUUCAUGUAAGAUAACGGGGAAUCUUAGUCACAGGACACAAAAAAAAGAUUGAACAAGUUAGUCCUGUGGUUGGCAUUCCAGCAGCGAAUCAGCGCCUGUGUUGAUUUCUCUCGGUUAAAUGAAUAUUUUACUUUCUGUGUAACAUCGGAUUUUUGAUUUUGCUGGUUUUGACAACUUUAAGUAGUGAAGCCAAUGCCUAUGUUUCAAGUUUGCUAAUAUUACGUACAGUAAUUGUUGUUUCUGUAUUUAUGUAAAGUGAGUGUUGUGUAAAUAUAUUCAGAUCUUUUCAUUCUUAUUGUUCGGACAAAAAAAAUGUGAUAUUGCUCAGUUUUCACUUUGAAAAGGGAGAUUCUGCUCAUGGAGUAAAAAAAAAGUCUGUAAAAGAAAUUUUUAAAUCUGAUAUUUUUUAAAACUUCAAGAACAGAUGUCCUGUUUCACUUUGAUUUCCUCCAAGAGUUGUUUCAGUAUCAAGUCAAUGUUUUGCUUUUUUUCCUUCUUUCCUCUGUAAUUUUCAUAUGGAUGGAGCUGUGAAUUUAAAAUAAGUUCAAACAUAUACAUGUAUAUUAAUAUGAAUGGAGGCAUGAAGGUUAAUAAAGUUGCAUUUUGUAUGUAACACAAUGGGAUGGAGCGAGUUGCUGUCUAUGAUCGGGAUGGAUGGUAUGUGGAUUCAGUGUCACACAUUUACCCCAACCCACUCUUAGCAUCUAGGAGACAGAUUUAAAUCACAACACAUCUAAACACUAGAAAUGACUUUAAAAAUGGCAUUUCCAUCAAACACAAAAUAGAGUGCAUAAAACUGGACCUCCUAAACCUUACAGACACAAAUGCAUUUGAAGAAAGUACAAUAUGACUCAAGUGAGUAAAUCUUUGAACACAAGUCAUAUGAGAGACAUAAAAUAUCUGAUACUGAAAUCCAAAACCAAGUAAAACAUUAUCAACACAUAUAUACAGUAGUUAUAUAUUCACUUUUUAUUUCAGAUAUUUAAAGCUUGAACAUGGAACAAUGUAAUAAAAAGCUACAUUAAAAAAUACCUCCACGAGGCAUUUUGAGGUGUGUAAACUGAAGGUACAAUAUUUGCUGUAAAAGCUAUAUUUAAAUAAAAAAAUAAUCAAAUAUUUACUUUGACAGGCAUGGCACUGGGUUCUUGUUUACAUCGACCAGCCAAUAGAGGGCACCAUCCGCUCCACUCAGUGAGGCUGGCCAUGUGGAAAUUGGUGCACUCGCAGCUGCUUCUGAGCCCAGAUGUUCUAACGUUCAAUGCUGUUGUAAUAUAAACUUGUUACUUCAAUUCAGUUUAUUUAUCUCGCACCAAAUCACGACAAGAGUCGUCUGAAGGCGCUUCACACAGCAAACAUUGCAAUACAGUUCAGUUCGUUAAGCCAAUCAGUAAAACGUUUCCUAUAUAAGGAACCCAGCAAAUUGCACUGAGUCACUGGCUGGUAUCAGUGACUUACAGCAGUCCUCAUACUAAGCAAGCAUUUAGCGACAGUGGAGAGGAAAACUCCCUUUUAACAGGAAGAAACCUCCAGAAGAUCCUGUAGUGUUUCUAUGGCUACACUGUGAUCUUUUAGUAGAUAUUCUAUUUACUAAGAGAUAAACUUUAUUGUUUUAAUCAAGUGGAUCUGUAAAUAAUUCAACAAGUGAACCAAUCAACACAUUCCCGCUCCCCCCUUCUCUUACUCAUGAACAAGACUCCGAGAUACUUGAACUCUUCCAUUUGAGGCAGGGCCUCUCUCCCGACUCGGAGUUAGCAAGUAACCCUUUCCCGGUCGAGAACCAUGGUCUCAGAUUGGAGGCGCUGAUCCUCAUCCCAGCCGCUUCACAUUUGGCUGCGAACCUCCCCAGCAAGAGCUGCAGGUCAGAGCCUGAUGAAGCUAGGGGGACCACAUCAACCGCAUAAAGCAGAAAUGAGAUUCUCCUGCCACCAAACUCCACACCCUCAACAUCAAACUGCCCAAUUAUAUUCAAGAUAAAAAAUAAAAAUAAAAAAUAACUAUUGCCGAAAACUGUGCCCUGAUUUGUGGUAAGGAAUAAUCUUAUUUGAAAAAAGACGGAACAAAACACCACCAAGAAUUAAGCCUUGGGGGACGCCAUGUGAAAUGUUCACUUUGUCAGAAUUCAAAUCAGCCAGUUUUUGUGUUUAAACCAAUCAUGAACAGGACAAGAUAAUCUCAUUUAUCUAAUCCAUCCAACUAAAGAUUAUUAACAGAGUCAAAAGCAGCACAGAGACCCAGAAAGCUAUACAAAUAUAUGUUUAUAAUCUGUGAUUAGAUCAUUUUUACUAGGCAUAUAAGUUUACAUACUGCAUACAUGUGGGCUGAAUACACUUGUUUAAACAGUGUGAUACAUUGUUGCUAUCUAGCAGGAGCGAUGCCUGAUAUUUACAACCUGGUAUGCUCAAACACAACGUGAAGUGAAUGCAGCUUCUAUGAACAGAUUUAACAUUUAGAGGAAACACCCUGCACACCCUGUACUGAACUCUAUCAUGACUGGAUUUAGAUCAAUGUUUUUGUCAGCCACAAAAUAAUUCAGAUGAUUACAAUCUAUUACCAGUCCAGUAAGCAUUUCACAGUAUAAUAUUUCACCUGCACCUUUCACCACUUCCUAGAGCUUCUAGGCUUUAAAGAGGGUUGUCCUAAUGUGCAGGUAACUUUCUCUGCAUCCAAGGCAUGCUCAGACAUUGCCAGUGGUUUCUGACUUUCUUGGCAGCGUUUGUCGGCUUUUUUCUGAGUCAUGUCACAAGCACACCUUAUGUGAACUGUAAACAGACUGGGACAUCUUGUUUUGUUUGGGCUAUUUGCUGUAUAACUGUUUCUAUUAUUAGCGUACCUCUGAUAAUUAUGAAAUUUAAGUACAACAUAAAAGAACUGGAACAAACUAGAUGAUCCAACACUGAAUCUCGACUGAAAUAAGAUCAUGAUAUAAACAUCUCCUUCAAACUGUUAAAUUCUAAAACUUGGAUUCUGGAAAUAGGAGGGUAAAACACACUCAGAUGCGAAAGUUUGUUAAUCUUCAUGAUUUUCCUGUAUAAAUCGUUGGUUGUUACGAGAACAUUUUUCUGUUAAGUAUGUCAUAUAGGAUAUAUGGUCUCCAGAAUCUGGUGAUAAUGAGUGGAAUCCAUGCAUCCCUCUACUUUAACAAUGUAGCCUCCGGAAAUGGUCUGUUUUUCCAUCUACAGGUCAACCUCUUCAGUAUUGGGUCACAUGGAGACAUAAGUCUUAACUGAGGCUUUAAUCUGUAAGAAAGAUACUGUGCUUGCCCAAGGUCCCUCGCAACCUCCCUCUUAUCUAAGACUGUUUUGCUUCACAGACAAGACAGAUGAACUUUCAUAAUUAAAUCAUAUAAUGAACAAGAUGAGUAAACAAUCAUAUGGUUGAAUGAACAAUAAUGGCUGAAGAAUAAUAACAAUGUUUUGAUUAAUCUCUGCUUAAAUUACUGAAGUUGAAAUGAAUAUUAUUAUGUUAUGAUCAGGAAACUUAGAUUUAACAAGUGAAUCACUAUCUACUGACAGCUCAGACACUCAGACAUGUGACGAUGACAAGGUUAAACUAAUAUCAUGGCACAUUGCUUUCUGUUCUACAAAUCAGAACUCCUGUAUCUGACGCGAGGUGUGUUUUCUGAGGUUUGUUGGUAAAACCCUUUUUACAUGUCAAAUUCUGAUUUGUUAGUAAAUCAAAACAUGACGAUUAUUAAAACAGGACUCACUUCACUUAUAAUGAUGUGGCGAGAAGGUUUGUAUUGGAAUGUUUAUUGUGUGAAAUGCCUUGAGACGACUCUUGUCGUGAUUUGGCACUAUACAAAUAAACUUGAAUUGAAC